CUUUCCUCCUCACCCCUCAAAACGAAUCGAACCGUCGUAGGAUCUGUGUCGUUCAGAGAUCCGCAAAUUUUGAAAUCGCGAAUUUAUAGUUUUUCUGCAAUCGUAGUACUUCGAUUAAAGUGUUAAUUAAUAACAAAUGGUUGUGUUAGAAGGUGGCGGAAUGUUGUCUUCUUCUGGGAAUCAGUACCUCCAACCGGAUUACCUUUCUCCAUUGCCAACCACGUUGGAUGCGAAAAAGAGUCCAUUGGCUUUACUUGCCCAAACAUGCAGUCAAAUAGGAGCCGAUUCUCCAUCAUCAAAACCCCUGAUUUCUUCCGUCGAUAAACCGAAGAAGUCCACCGAAAACACCCGAUCAUCCCCAGCAGCUGCCAGGGAAAAGAACUCGCAGAGAUCAACACCUCCCGAAACCAAACUUGGCUUCAAACCCUACGAAUCCGGCAACAUCUCCAGAAAAUCCGAAGAACGUCCAUCCUCCAAAUCCGGCAGUCUAAACGAAGAAAAAAUCGAGUCCAAAUCACCGGAACGCAAGUCUUCAGUGUCACCGUCCAGCAGUAGCACUUCUGCCACUCCAGUACCAGAAACCGGAAAGAUCUCUCCUUCCGGUGCUUCCGCUGAAAAAUCUUCGAGUCCUCACGCGAGUGGUGCAAGUCCGAUCAUCCGCUCCGGUCUUGAGAUCUUGCAAGGACACAAAGACACUUCCCUGAGUGGUUUCAAGCCAACCUUAUCAUCUGGACUAAGUGGCGGUUUGAACGGACAUUUGAGUUCUUUGUGUUGUCCCCCUGGUCUUGAGCAUACCAACCCUGCCUUCCGGCCUCCGUUCUCUGGUGCUUCUUACUCCCACCACGCGGCUAUGUUGGCAGCUGGUUAUGGUUCGCCUGGACCUUACAUGAGUUACGCUCGUGUCAAAACACCUACUGGUGGAGAGGCUUUAGUACCAGUGUGCAGAGAUCCUUUGUGCACAGGGUGCUCGUUGAACAUGCACAACAACCAGUACCUUAUGGGUGGAGGAGCUGGAGGCCCUUGCCCAAGCGGAUGCACGCAGUGUGACCACCAAAAGUACAACCUAGCAGUUGCCAUGUCUUUGGUACCACCUGGAUCAGUGCCAUCAUCUCUAGCUUACUCCCAGUUAGGACGACCAUACAUUUGUAAUUGGAUUGCUGGUGAUAACUAUUGCGGGAAAAGGUUUGUUACCUCUGAAGAACUCCUACAACAUCUUAGGACACACACGAGUGGUUCAGAUGGUAUCCCAGUGACAUCAACAGCUUCUUCACUUUUGAAUCCACAUCUUUUCUCAUCGGCGGCUUUGCAUAGAUCUGGUUAUCCAAACCCACCUUUGAGUCCUCUGUCUUCGGCAAGGUUUCAUCCUUAUGGCAAACCAGCCCUUCCGACCAGUUUGGGAGGUUCUCCCUUCAGUGCUUUUAACCCCACGAGUUUGGGACCUUACUAUUCACCCUACGCGAUGUACGGCCAACGUUUGGGUGCUGCAGCAGUCCAUCCAUAGUAAUCCAAGAAGCAAGUCUUGAUUCUCGAGACUGCCGACUCUAAAAGUACUACUGUGAUAAAAUGUAUAUAGUCAUGAAGGAUCUUGGAAGAGGUCUCAAGUGCAAUCCAGAGAGAAAUUUAAAAAUUAACUGUAUAUAGAUUUUAUUUUAUCGAUUUAUGGUUAAUUUCCGUUAAAUUAUUGUUUCAUAUCGAUUACUUAAAUGUUAAGUUACUCAUAUUUGUAUAGACCUGUAAGUAUUAAUGUUGAUUUUAAUGAUGCUUUAAUAAAACGUUUGUAGAGUUACAUUAAA
Harmonia axyridis is the source of this 1793-nucleotide messenger RNA. RefSeq names its product zinc finger protein Noc. Gene Ontology annotation, cellular component: nucleus. The transcript is spliced from 2 exons. The record is from RefSeq and is a predicted model, not a curated record. Gene Ontology annotation, biological process: negative regulation of DNA-templated transcription. Lineage: Eukaryota; Metazoa; Arthropoda; Insecta; Coleoptera; Coccinellidae. Bases 137 to 1501 code for a protein of 454 amino acids.